This is a messenger RNA of Phymastichus coffea, 3182 nucleotides long. Its product is annotated as uridine phosphorylase 1-like. Gene Ontology annotation, biological process: uridine catabolic process; nucleotide catabolic process. Gene Ontology annotation, molecular function: uridine phosphorylase activity. NCBI's taxonomy places the organism in Eukaryota, Metazoa, Arthropoda, Insecta, Hymenoptera, Eulophidae. Gene Ontology annotation, cellular component: cytosol; cytoplasm. The record is from RefSeq and is a predicted model, not a curated record. The coding region runs from base 755 to 1912 and encodes 385 amino acids. The transcript has 6 exons.
ACCGGGAUCACCCUGGUCAGAGGACAAGACGACGCGCAAACCACGAUCGCACAGCCCACGGCAGCGAAGAGAACGGGGCGCGAGCGACGAUGCUGCGCGCGUCAAACGUAUCGAUCGCCCACGUGCGCGUUAAAAGGCCGACGAGCUUGUAUGUCGCGUCGCGCGGCGGCGGGGAGUUUUGAAAAUUGCACUCGGCGCCAGCAACCCUCCCUCGAGAGCGGCUCUUGUGGCUUUUAAUUGGUCGGCCGAGAGUGCACUUGCGCCGCUCUCCCGGACGGCUUCGUCGAAAGGAGCAACCUCGCGAUCUCACGAUUAGCCCGUUAAUCAAGCACCACGGCCCCGCUCCUCGUAUCGCGCCCUCGUCAUUUGCCGGCCAACGGCAUUUGAUUUCGACGCCUAGUACGCGCCAAAGUCCGUAAGAAACGCCGCGACGGCGUGAAUGGAAUCUCAUAACGGGGGGCUCCACGCGCCACCCAAAUAAUCGCCGUGAUCAGCCGGCAGUCGUGCCCCUCGAAAGUCGCGCGCGAAACCGACAGAGAGACGAGAAGACGGCCGCGCGAGGGAAAGGGAACGAGGCAGUGGUGGGAUUCCGAAUGCCGAGGUACGAAACGCAAUUCUCUCUCUCGCUCUCUCUUUCUCCGUCGCUCUCUAUGCCGAGUCUUGGCUCACGCCACUCGUCGCUCGACUCGCGCGCGCGCUGCAGUGCGUGCGACAGUUGCGCUGCACCGGUGUAUCUGCGUCGACCGCGGCCGGGAUGCCGACCUGCACGUGUGCAAUCGCCGAGCGGCGUGCCGAGUACGAGGAGAAUCACGUGUGCGAGCUGAAGCCCCCGCUCGAGCCAGGCUCGGCUGCGCGCGACGGCGCCGACGUCGCCGACGCCGACGAGGACACCGACGUCGAGAUCCGCGACACCGCCGUCAGGUAUACGGAUGGCUCGGUGCGACUGCGUAACUCCAACAUCGAGCUCAUGGACCAGGACAUUCUGUAUCACUUGGCACUGGGCAGCGGAUCCCAUGACCUUGUCGAGAUGUUCGGAGACCUCAAGUUCGUGUGCAUGGGCGGCACGCCGAAGCGCAUGGAGCAGUUCGCCUUCUACAUCAUGGAGGAGAUAGGCCACAAGCUGCCCGCCGGCACCACCCUGCUGGACAUCAGCCAGUACUCGUACCGCUACUCCAUGUACAAGGUCGGGCCCGUGCUCUGCGUCAGCCACGGCAUGGGCAUCCCGUCGAUCGGCAUCCUCCUGCACGAGGUGAUCAAGCUGAUGUACCACUCCAAGGUAAAGAACCCGGUGUUCUUCAGGAUCGGCACCUGCGGCGGCGUCGGCGUCGAGGGCGGCACCGUGGUCAUAUCCGAGGAGGCGGUCGACGACAUGCUCAAUCCGUACUACGAGCAGCAUAUCCUCGGCGAGAAGGUCUGCCGGCCGACCAAGCUGGACAAGCAGCUCGUGCGCGAGCUGCAGGCGCUGGCGCACGCCGACGACCCGUACGACACCGUGACCGGCCGGACCAUGUGCACGUCCGACUUCUACGAGGGCCAGGGCCGGCUGGAUGGCGCCUUCUGCGACUUCAGCGAGUGCGAGAAGAACGCCUACCUGGCCCAGCUGCAGGCGGCCGGCGUCGUCAACAUCGAGAUGGAGUCCACGGUCUUCGCCGCGCUCACCCACCACGCCGGCAUCAAGGCCGCCAUCGUGUGCGUGGCGCUGCUCGACCGAUUCAAGGGCGACCAGGUGUGCGCGCCGAAGGAGGUGCUGCACGAGUGGCAGAUGCGCCCGCAGAUACUGGUCUCCCGCUACAUCCGACGCCGCCUGCAGCGCAAGGGCCAGCUGCACCUGAGCGAGAGCCACGGCUCGAUGUGCGUCAAGAGCCCGCGGCGCUUCAAGCUCGUCCAGCAGGAGUCGGAGAACUACGAGUAGAGCCCCGAGCGCGGCUCGCCGAGGCGCGGCUCCGCUUGCUCCGCUUGCUCCGCUUUCCGUUCCCGCUGCCCUCGCCGUCGCCCCGAGCGGUUCGCUGGCCGCGCUUUGGCUCGGCUCGCCGUCUGCUAGAGGUCGGAGCGCCAAGAUCAAUAGCAGGCCGCGCUCGCCGCUCCUCGGCGAUCGAACGGGCAUCUUAUUGUUAAAGCGGCGCGAAGCGCUCCGAGCCGGGCUGGGCACGGUCGAGCGCGGGGCUGCUACGACCGGCCCGAUCGUGCCCGGCUCCGACUCCGCGCCGCGGUAUCUUGUCUCGGCGGCUUUUCCUCUCGUCCCGAUCGUCGCGGCGAAGCCGCCCCCGUUCGAUUUCGGUUGACGUUACUUGGCGCAAGCGGCACCGAGACGACAAGUCACUCGAGCGUACGCUCGGUCGCUUCGGACACCGCUCUUCUCUCGUACAGAUAUAUCCUCGCCGAGAAAUUCGAACGAUCACGGCCGAUUGCGGCCGAACCUCCCGGCGCCGCUCGUUUGCUUUGCCCCGCGUCUCUCGUGCCGACGUCGCGAGCGCUAGAUAACGGUGUAUCGAAAUAUGUACAAAUCACGCAUUUUACCUAAGCACAACAUGCAUUCUUUUUAUACGUUAUAUAUAUAUAUGUGUCUUUCCGGAAAUUCCAGGACGCUAUUUUUCAACGGCAUAUCAAAAUCUCGAAAUUCUAAUGGCACUGCAACUGAUCUUCUAAAAUCGAAUCAAGUCGCAAUGGAGCGUAGCUUAGCACAAGUUUACAAGUAAAUUGUGUUCGUACAAGCGGCGUGUGCGCCGAGGCACGACGCAUUCGACGCGUUUUUUCGUUGAUUCAUGAUUCGAGGGACAACGGGUUCACACUUACAACAAGAAUGCCAAGUGCAGCAAUACAGUUCUUAGAAAAAUAAAGAAACAAAUGUAACAAACUUUAUCACUUUUGAAAGCUAUAUUAUAAAUGUUACGUAUUAAAGGCUGUUUCGAAUAUAUUAUACAUUUACCGUUACAAGCGAUUGAAGUUGGAAAACUUUGUUAAAACCGAGCAGUUUUAAAAUAUAAACGAGACGCCGAAAAUAUUGUAAAUCGAGUAGUAGAAAAAAGCAUUGUUGAUUAAGAGUGUACUUAAUUCAUUAUCGAAUAAGGUGUAUCUUCGGUGUUACGGUGAUCAAACGUAGCGAAAAAGAUAAGCAAAAAUGUCGCGGAACUACGACAGUCGUUGAUCCACGAAAAAAAAAAAAAAAAAAAAAAAAAAAAUAA